This is a messenger RNA of Microtus oregoni (creeping vole), 3899 nucleotides long. It is a transcript of the gene Brwd3, whose product is annotated as bromodomain and WD repeat domain containing 3. Gene Ontology annotation, molecular function: protein binding. Gene Ontology annotation, cellular component: nucleus. Bases 1 to 3768 code for a protein of 1255 amino acids. The record is from RefSeq and is a predicted model, not a curated record. NCBI's taxonomy places the organism in Eukaryota, Metazoa, Chordata, Mammalia, Rodentia, Cricetidae. Gene Ontology annotation, biological process: cytoskeleton organization; regulation of transcription by RNA polymerase II; regulation of cell shape. The transcript is spliced from 25 exons.
AUGUCUGUCACAAAGAUUCCAGAUCAGAUGUUCUUCCACACUGAUUAUCGACCACUUAUCCGAGAUGCGAAUAACUAUGUAUUGGAUGAGCAAACUCAGCAAGCUCCUCACCUUAUGCCUCCCCCAUUCUUGGUGGAUGUCGAUGGAAAUCCUCAUCCUACAAAAUUUCAACGACUGGUACCAGGACGGGAAAAUUGUAAAGAUGAGCAGCUUAUUCCUCAGCUGGGUUAUGUGGCUAAUGGUGAUGGUGAGGUGGUAGAACAGGUAAUUGGGCAGCAAACCAAUGACCAAGAAGAAAGCAUUCUUGAUGGGAUAAUCAGGGAGUUACAGAGAGAACAAGACCUCCGACUAAACAACGAAGGAAAUGUUCCACAUUUUCCAACUAAUAGAUCAUAUUCUGUUAAUGGUGCUCUGAGUAGUCCAAAUAUGGACAUACCCUCUUCUCCAAAUAUUGGGCUUCGGCGUAGUGGUCAAAUUGAAGGUGUUCGGCAAAUGCAUAACAAUGCUCCUAGGAGCCAGAUGGCCACUGAACGAGAUAUCAUGGCCUGGAGCAGAAGAGUGGUGGUAAAUGAACUAAAUAAUGGAGUUAGUAGGGUUCAAGAGGAAUGUCGCACUGCGAAAGGUGACCUAGAAAUUAGUCUUUAUACAGUCGAAAAGAAGAAAAAGCCAUCUUCUACUAGCCAAAGAAAUGAUCAUCAGCCUAGCUGUGGGCGGUCUUUACGGAGGACACAGCGCAAGCGUCAGCAUACUUACCUAACACGGUCCAACAUAGAGCAUAAUUCACAGGCAUCAUCUCAAAAUGCAUGUGUACAAGAAGAUUCAGACAACUCCUCGGAGGAAGAUGAAACUGUUGGCACAAGUGAUGCUUCUGUAGAAGACCCUGUUGUUGAGUGGCAAAGUGAAAGCUCUUCCAGUGAUUCAUCAAGUGAAUAUUCUGACUGGACAGCGGAUGCUGGGAUAAAUUUGCAGCCUCCCAAGAGACAAACGAGACAGGCAGCGCAGAAGAUCUUCAGCAGCUCUGAAGAUGAAAAGGUGAAGCCCUUAGAAAAUAGGAAGAAGAAGACUAAGCAGACGAGAAAGAAGAAAGGGGGACUUGUUUCUAUGGCAGGCGAACCCAAUGAAGAAUGGUUUGCCCCUCAGUGGAUCUUGGAUACUAUACCACGGCGUUCUCCAUUCGUUCCACAGAUGGGAGAUGAGCUUAUUUAUUUUAGGCAAGGACAUGAAGCUUAUGUGAGAGCUGUGAGGAAAUCAAAAAUAUAUAGUGUUAAUUUACAAAAACAGCCAUGGAACAAAAUGGAUCUCAGGGAGCAAGAAUUUGUUAAGAUUGUAGGAAUCAAAUAUGAGGUUGGACCACCUACUCUGUGCUGCUUGAAACUUGCAUUUUUGGACCCAAUUUCAGGCAAAAUGACUGGAGAGUCUUUUUCUAUUAAGUAUCAUGACAUGCCAGAUGUCAUUGAUUUCCUUGUGUUAUAUCAGUUUUAUAAUGAAGCCAAAGAAAGGAACUGGCAGAUUGGUGAUAGGUUCCGCAGUAUAAUAGAUGAUGCCUGGUGGUUUGGAACUGUGGAAAGCCAGCAGCCUUUCCAGCAAGAAUAUCCUGAUAGCUCUUUCCAGUGUUACAGUAUUCACUGGGACAAUAAUGAAAGAGAAAAGAUGAGCCCCUGGGAUAUGGAGCCAAUUCCGGAAGGAACUGCUUUUCCAGAUGAAGUUGGUGCUGGUGUUCCUGUGUCCCAGGAAGAACUGACUGCUUUGCUGUACAAACCCCAGGAAGGAGAGUGGGGAGCUCAUUCCAGAGAUGAGGAAUGUGAACGAGUCAUUCAGGGCAUCAACCACCUUCUUUCCCUGGAUUUUGCCAGCCCUUUUGCUGUUCCAGUGGAUCUCAGUGCCUACCCCUUGUAUUGUACUGUAGUUGCUUAUCCAACCGACCUCAAUACCAUCAGACAAAGACUUGAAAAUCGCUUUUACAGGAGAAUAUCAGCAUUAAUGUGGGAGGUAUGCUAUAUUGAGCAUAAUGCUAGGACUUUCAAUGAGCCAGAUAGUCCUAUAGUUAAAGCGGCGAAGAUUGUGACUGAUGUCUUACUUCGAUUUAUUGGGGAUCAAAGCUGUACUGAUAUUUUGGAUACUUAUAAUAAAGUUAAAGCAGAAGAACUAAACAGCAGUGAUGCAGAGGAGGAUACAGAAAUGGUCGAUUUAGAUUCAGAUGGUCCUGGAACUUCAUCUGGAAGAAGGGUCAAAUGUCGAGGCAGAAGACUGUCUUUGAAGUGUAAUCCUGACGCUUGGAAAAAACAAUGCAAAGAACUAUUGAGCCUCAUUUAUGAACGUGAAGACUCAGAGCCAUUUCGACAGCCUGCAGAUCCUCCUUCUCAACCAGCUCACCAACAGCAAGAAGGAGAACCCUCAGCAUCAGCUCUUCCAGAUAGUCAAGAUCCAUCUCAGUCUGAGGAUUAUCAAGAUGGUAUAGACACACCUAUGGACUUCAGCACUGUGAAAGAAACUUUGGAAUCAGGAAAUUAUGAUAGUCCUCUGGAAUUUUAUAAAGAUGUUCGCCAAAUAUUCAGCAACUCCAAAGCUUAUACUUCUAAUAAAAAGUCAAGGAUCUAUAGCAUGACGCUGAGAUUGUCUGCCUUAUUUGAAAAUCACAUUAAAAAUAUCAUCUCUGAAUAUAAGUCAGCAAUCCAAAGUCAGAAGAGGAGAAGGCCGCGGUACAGGAAACGCCUGAGAAGCAGCAGCAGCUCACUGUCCAGCAGCAGAGCUCCUAGCCCGAAAGGGAAGCAGAAGCAAAUGAAGUUACAGCCUAAAAAUGACCAGAAUACCUCAGUGUCUUAUGCCAGGACUGGUUCUCCUUUCUCUUCUCCUGUUUCAGAUGCUGCUGAAGGUGUUUCACAAUAUCUACUUGAUGAUGAAGGAGAUGGGCCAUUUUCUCCAUCGAGUUUCAGUGGAUAUAGCCGAAGUGGAAAUAGCCAUGACCCAGGAAAAGCCAAAUCAUUUCGUAAUAGAGUUUUACCAGUUAAACAAGAUCACUCCACUGAUGGGCCUCUUACAAAUGGCGAUGGCAGAGAGCCCCGAACAGGAGCCAAAAGGAAACUACUCAGUGCAUCAGAAGAGGAUGAAAGCAUGGCAGGAGAAGAAAAGGAGAUGAAAGAAACAAAAGAGAAAGCGCAUUUGUCCUCCUCCGAGAGUGGAGAGCUAGGCUCCAGUUUAAGUUCAGAAAGCACCUGUGGCUCCGAUUCUGACUCGGAAUCUACUUCCAGAACAGACCAAGAUUAUGUAGAUGGCGAUCAUGACUAUAGCAAAUUCAUACAAACCAGACCUAAAAGAAAACUCAGAAAACAACAUGCCAAUGGAAAGAGAAACUGGAAGAUGAGAGGCACAGGAGGAAGAGGCAGAUGGGGAAGAUGGGGUAGAUGGAGUAGAGGAGGCAGAGGCAGAGGUGGCAGGGGGCGAGGGGGGCGAGGGAGAGGUGGAGGUGGGGGGAGAGGGCGAGGGCGAGGGAGAGGAGGAAGAGGUGCAUCUAGAGGAGCCUCCAGAGCCAAGCGAGCACGUGUUGCCGAUGAUGAAUUUGAUACCAUGUUUUCAGGACCUUUCAGUAGACUUCCUCGAAUCAAAACAAGAAACCAAGGCAGGAGGACUGUUUUGUAUAAUGAUGAUUCGGAUAAUGACAAUUUUGUGUCCACUGAGGAUCCUCUGAAUCUUGGUACAUCCAGAUCAGGCAGAGUACGUAAAAUGACAGAAAAAGCCAGGGUUAGCCAUCUCAUGGGAUGGAAUUAUUAACAGUUAAUGAAUUUAGAGUAAUUUUUAAGAAUAAAAUCAAUGGCCUUCUACUGCAGGGAAUUUACCAGAAAAUCCACAAAGCAAGUUGUGUGGGGACUUCUGCUUCCUUUCACAUUGGUGCUUUUCCAUUA